Chaetura pelagica (chimney swift) is the source of this 1524-nucleotide messenger RNA. RefSeq names its product neurofilament, heavy polypeptide (gene NEFH). Lineage: Eukaryota; Metazoa; Chordata; Aves; Apodiformes; Apodidae. Gene Ontology annotation, biological process: axon development. Gene Ontology annotation, molecular function: structural constituent of postsynaptic intermediate filament cytoskeleton. Gene Ontology annotation, cellular component: neurofilament; axon. The record is from RefSeq and is a predicted model, not a curated record. The transcript has 3 exons. Bases 46 to 1524 code for a protein of 492 amino acids.
ACCAUCCAGCAGCUUGACAGUGAGCUGAGGAACACCAAGUGGGAGAUGGCAGCUCAGCUCCGGGAGUACCAGGAUCUGCUCAAUGUCAAAAUGGCCCUGGACAUCGAGAUUGCUGCCUAUAGGAAGCUCUUGGAAGGGGAGGAAUAUCGGAUCGAGACGGGCUUUGGGAUGAUCUCCUUCCCUGAGGUGGUCCCCAAAGCUCCCAGCAUCACCACCAACAUCAAGGUGAAGAGUGAGGAGAAGAUCAAGGUGGUGGAAAAAUCUGAGAAGGAGACAGUGAUUGUGGAGGAGCAGACAGAGGAAAUCCAGGUGACUGAGGAGGUCACUGAGGAGGAUGAGGCUGAGAAGGAGGCAGAGGAGGAGAAAGGUGAGGAGGAGGAGGAAGAGGAGAAAGCUGAAGAGGGGGAGGAGGAAAAAGAGAAAGCUGAAGCUGAGGGUGAAGAGGAGGCCAAGUCCCCAGAAAAACCCAAGUCCCCCUCAAAGGAGGAGGCCAAAAUCCCAGCUAUCAAGUCCCCUGAAAAGCCAUCAACCCCCUCCAAGGAGGAGGCCAAGACCCCAGUGGUGAAGUCCCCAGAGAAACCUGCAACACCCUCAAAAGAGGAGGCCAAAAGCCCAGCUGUCAAAUCACCAGAAAAGCCUGCACUCCCCUCCAAGGAGGAGGCCAAGACCCCAGUGGUCAAGUCCCCAGAGAAACCUGCACCUCCCUCAAAGGAGGAGGCCAAGACCCCAACUGUCAAGUCCCCUGAAAAGCCACCAACCCCCACAAAGGAGGAGGCCAAGACCCCAACUGUGAAGUCCCCAGAGAAACCCUCAGCCCCCUUGAAAGAAAAGGCCAAGACCCCAGCUGUCAAGUCUCCAGAGAAACCCCCAACCCCCUCAAAGGAGGAGGCCAAGACCCCAAUUGUGAAGUCCCCAGAGAAACCCCCAACUCCCUCCAAGGAGGAGGCCAAGACCCCAACUGUGAAGUCCCCAGAGAAGGUCAAGUCUCCUGCAAAGGAAGAAGCCAAGUCUCCACAGAAGGAAACAGCCCCAGCCAAGGAGCCCACCCCCUCCCCUCCAAAGGAGCCAAAAGCCCCUGCAAAGGAAGAGAAGCCCAAGGAGGUGAAGGCUCCCUCCAAGCCUGGAGCUGAGGAGGGCAGGAAAGAUGAAGCUCCCAAGAAGGAUAUCCCAGCCAAGGUGGAGGAGAAGCCCAAAGAGAAGACAGACACUGCGCCAGAGGUGAAGGAGACCACCAAGCCAGGCCCCAAACCUGCAGAAGGAGGAAAAGUGGAGAAGGAAGUUCCACGAAAACCUCAACAGGAGGCUGAGAAGAUGAAGGAGAAGGAGCCCAAGAAGGAGAAGGCAGAGGAGCCCAAGAAGGUGGACGAGCCCAAAAAGAAGGCAGAGGAGGCCAAGAAGGCAGAGGAGCCCAAAGCUAAAGCAAAACCCAAAGAUGAGCCCAAAGCCAGUAAGGAGCCCCCCAAGGCUGAGGCCCCCUCUGGCAAGGAGGCCAAAGCCCCAGCACCCACGGGGGGCAAGAAAUGA